AUGCAUAAGUCAAAUGAAGAUUGCUUUUAUUUUCUUACAUCAUCGUGUACAAAAGGCCCAUUAUGUACAUUUCGACAUAGUCCAUUGGCGUUAGCAUCAAAUACGAUUUGUGCGUCAUGGUCACGUGGAAAUUGUUUGGACCCAGCUUGUCCACAUCGGCAUACGAAACCCACACCACGUCCAAUGAUUGGUAAUGGCAUCUUAUGUUUUUAUGAGAACACACCCAUGGGUUGUCUGAAACUUGAAUGUACAUUUAUUCACUCGAAACCACGAACGCAUUUACGAAACGCACCAGUGAUUCGACCGUCAGCUGGGGCUCUGGUCAAUAAAGACGUAUCUAAACCGAUUGUCAUAACUUCUCUGCCAAUCGACACUCCACCGCAAAUCACACCAAUCACCACUAGUGGAAAUAACAUAACUCAAGCAACAUUACCAACUACAACACUUGAACCUUCAUCAACAGUGAAAUCCGACUCGAUACCGCGUCGUAUCGCAGUUACGUCAAAUAGUGAAGCGAAAAUGGAAAUAAAAACCCAACCAGAUCAAAGUGAAACCAAUCGCAGUUCAAUCAAAUCCACUACUCGUAGUGUCAUUACGGAUUGUCGAAGCGUUGUGACUGCUGAACCACCUGCUAUUCCAAAUAGGAAAAUUUUGAAAACUCCAAUUUCGUCUUCAACUCGUGUCGUCGUUACAUCUGAUAAAACUCAUUCACCCAAAGGAAAAUCUGACGAUCCGGAUCUCAAUGGACAAGAGAAUACGACUAAGAAAUUCAAACCAAAUUGUCAAUCAAUUAUUGAUAUUCCAUUUCCAUGUUCAAUGCCGGCAAUGCCAAAUAGUUUGCCAUUUAUGUCAUCCGAAGAGAAAAAUUCAAAUAAUGAUACAAAACCAAUUCGAUUAAAUCGUAAUCGAUUACCCACAAGCAAAACUUCCGAUGCAAAUUCAUCUAUUUCCACUUCGAAAUUGAACAAUGAAGACAAACCAUCUGCGGGAACAGAAUUAUCACGAGAAGAAGAACGACGAACGCUGCGUAUCGAACGCUUCCAGAAAAAGCCGGUAUCACCACCUCAAGUAACUGUCUCCUUGUCUCCAACUGCUACAAAUACUAAACAUUUGACCAAUAACAAGACUACUUCGCCACCUAAUGAACGUAAACGCACUGUACCAGAGACAAUGCUUAAAACUACACCACCACCAAAGCGUCUUGCUACAUCGACAUCGCAAGAUCAAUCAUUACCUUCAUCAGUGUCUCCUAUAACACGUCCGCGUUUCGUGCCACAACCUAUUGAGGCUCCUUCUUCAUCUACGAAACCAUCACGUCUUCGACAACCUCCAUCAACUGUGAUUAAACAAUUCCUAACUCCAGUGACAAAGGCUAAAUCAAUCGAACAGAUUCCAUCAAAGAAUUCUUCAGAAAGUCAACCUUCUACUACAAAAUCAACAGGGAAGUGCUCAACAUCAAAUUCUAUCAAUGAGGAAGACGAAAAUCAAUUGUUGAAGUUGAAUGAACCAACGGACAUUGUCGAUACAUUCGCAUUAAUUGAUGAAGCGCUACAAGAAACAGAUCAUUUACUUGAACUUAUGUAA
Messenger RNA from Adineta ricciae, 1584 nucleotides. The record is from the annotation of a GenBank genome assembly. Lineage: Eukaryota; Metazoa; Rotifera; Eurotatoria; Adinetida; Adinetidae.